CAAAAUAAACAAAAAAUUAUAAAGAGGGAUACGUUUCUGAAAAAUGUUUUCCCAUUUAGGGAAAUAUUACUUUCCAUCAGACAAUCAUUCAUAAUGAUGAAAAUUGAAUUUGGAAAUGCCAUCAUUCCCUUUAGUUGAAUAUAAAAAGAGAGAGAGAGAGAGACAAACUGAAAGACCAAAGAGAGAGGUUUUGGUUGUGGUUUUGAUCAAAUCCAAAGUGGCUGUUGUUGUUUUCUGAUCAAUUCAAUUGACAAUGUCUUUUUCUUUCUUCAAAGUUUCAAGGCCUAAAACCCCAUCAGAACUUGCCAAAGCUGUCAAAGACAGUUUUAAUGCCCUUGAUUCCAUUACCGUUGCUGAAGUCAAAGCCCUUGAAAAGGCUAUGGAAGAAGUUGAGAAAAAUAUUGUGGCAAUGAGAGUUAUGCUCGCCGGAGAUGGAGAAGUUGAGCCAAACCCAGAUCAAGUUGUACAACUAACACUUGAAGUUUGUAAUGAAGAUGUUAUUGCGCUCUUCAUUCACAAAUUACCUAUUUUGGGAUGGGAAGCUAGAAAAAAUUUGGUCCAUUGUUGGUCUAUUAUGUUGAAGCAAAAAGUUGACUCUGCAUCUUGUUGCGUGCAAUACAUGGAAAACCAUUUGGAAUUGCUGGACUUCCUAGUUGUUUGCUAUGACAACAAGGAAAUUGCGUUGCAUUGUGGAGGUAUGCUUAGGGAAUGCAUAAAAUUGCCACGCCUUGCAAAAUACAUCUUGGAGUCGCCCAGCUUUGAAUUGUUCUUCAAGUUCGUGGAGCUGCCGAAUUUCGAUGUUGCUUCUGAUGCAUUUUCUACCUUUAAGGAUUUACUCACCAAACAUGAAUCUGCUGUGUCUCAAUACCUGACGGAUAACUACAGUGAGUUCUUCGAGCAAUAUGAAAAACUCUUGACUUCUCCUAACUAUGUGACAAGAAGGCAAUCUCUGAAGCUUCUCUCAGAAUUUCUACUGGAGCCCCCAAAUUCCCAUAUUAUGAAGCGUUACAUAGCAGAAGUCAGCCAUUUGAAAGUCAUGAUGAAUCUUCUCAAGGACUCCAGCAAAAACAUCCAAAUCUCUGCUUUCCACAUUUUCAAGGUGUUUGUCGCAAAUCCAAACAAGCCUCGAGAAAUAAAACUUAUAUUGGCAAAGAACCAUGAAAGGUUAUUGGCAUUGCUAAACAACCUUGGAAAAGGGGGCGAAGACGAUCAAUUUGAAGAAGAAAAAGAGCUGAUUAUGAAAGAAAUAGAAAAGGUGUCUCGGUUGACUAACUUGGAAUCUUAAGUACAUUCCUUUUCUUUUCAUUUUGCCAUUCGAUCUCAUUCUUUGAAGUUAUAAGAAAUGCCACUGUGAGGUUGCUGCUUGUUCCAACAUCAUUUCCCAUGUCUAGAAAGAAAUACCAUGUACUAAUCUUCUCAACAAACUUAUUUCUCAAAUACAAUCUUCUUAUUCAUGAUAGAUAAGAUGUCUAUGCUGGUCAUAUUCUGCGAAUUUAAAGAGAUGUUAAAGUUAAUAUAUAUUUUAUCAUAAAUUGACGUGGUA
Molecule: messenger RNA, 1543 nt
Organism: Nicotiana attenuata
Lineage: Eukaryota; Viridiplantae; Streptophyta; Magnoliopsida; Solanales; Solanaceae
Product: calcium-binding protein 39
Exons: 11
Coding region: 254-1285 (343 amino acids)
Biological process (GO): intracellular signal transduction
Molecular function (GO): protein serine/threonine kinase activator activity
Source: RefSeq, a predicted model, not a curated record